GAUCUCACAAUCAGCUGUUUUGUACGUUCUAUAUUCUGAUCCGAGGAUCAGCUGGGCGCAGCAAUAACAUUACGAAAAUAUCUGCAGGAAAUUCGCUUUUAAAAAGCAGAUAUUGCAACCUUAACAUUCGUGUAAAGGGGAUUUUACACGUUGCACUUCUUCUAAGAAGAAUUAUCUUUUUAUUUUAUUAUAGUGUAAUAACUACCUCAUAUAAAAGCUACCUAAAGCUAUGCUUUAAGAUUUUACUGUCGUUUUUACUGUACGAACAUCACGUUUACAACUUGAAUACUGCAAAGGCAGGCCUUUGCUGAAAAAUACCAAGUGAAACCUUAAACUCACACUUCGAAAGCCCCUUUGACCCUUUCGGGAAUCUCGUGUCAACUAAGGGCUUUGAAACUAAAGAGGCCAACGCAGCGUUUUCCCAGCUUUUUAUUUUUGUUUGACCUUCAACCUGUUAAUCUAAGACCUUUGAGAAGAUUAAAAAAACCUACUUCGAACAAAGAAAGAUAUAUAAAAUAAGAAGAAAUAUUUCAAGAGGCAGCUUUUCUCUCAGGAUCACACGUCCACGUCGUCCAAGACCAACUUCACCCCUUUGUCGCCCCCUACUGGCCGGGCUAUGUUCCAGCGGCUCAGCAGUCUGCUCUUUGGUGAGGUGGAGGAUGUCUCUGCCGAACUCAGGGGCCCCAACCCGUGCGUGAGCGACGCUGACGAGGAGGGAUGGCUUCUGGUCAGCCUGCCGGAGAACAAUGAUUGUGUGAUGCUAGGUGAGGGUGGUGCGGAGGCGCCCUCGAUAGCUCAGUCCCUCCCCGAUGCCGAGGACUGUCCCAUGGCCGACACCGGCUCGGAGCCCCAAUCCACCCUCCUCCACUCCACCACCCCCACCGUCCAACCCUCCUCCUCCGCCUCCUCGUCUCGUCCGUCUGGCAGCCGCCGCAGGACUAAAGCCAGCAGGGCCCGAGCGGCAGCAGUGUCGGCGGCGGCGACGGUGACGGCGGUGGUGGUGGACCCCUCUUCCCAACCCCACCAUCCCCAUCCCCAUCCUCCUCUCCCUACCUCUACGUCCUCCUCCUCCUCCUCUUCACCCACCCCUCACCCUGCCUCCUCCUCCUCCUCCCGCUCCUCCGCCGGGUUAGUGGGUGUGAGUGGCGCCCCGCUGCCCAGCUCCUCCUCCUCUGUGCGCCGUCGCCCACGCGGCUCGGCGCCCGUCUCGCCGGGCUCGUGGAGCAACUGCAGUGGCGGCAGUGGCAGCAGCGGUGGGCUGGAGCGCCUCUGUGGCAUGGACGAGAGCUGGUUUGUCACCCCUCCCCCCUGUUUCACUGCAGAGGGAGCCACGGCCGAGGCCAGCCCCAUGGAGGACCUGCUCAUCGAGCACCCCAGCAUGUCCGUCUACGUCUCCCCCGGCAACCUGUCCAUGGUGGAGGAGAGCGCCGGCAGCCUGCCCACCAGCGUCAGGAUGUCUGAGUCGGCAUCAGCAGCGACCCUCCCCGCCCCUCGUGCCAGCCUCCCCCCGCGGGUGACCCGUGGUGCGGCAGCCCAGGCAGGCGCCCUGACCAAAGUGACCCAGGUGGCGCGCGUGCAGCGCUCCAAGAGCCGCGUGGAGCGCCGUCAGCUGGCGCGCACCCGCAUGCAGCGCCAGAACCGUGCCCGCGAGCAGGUGCCGCGUCACGCCGCCCAUGCCCGCAAGAGCUUCCUGCACCAGCCGUGCCAGCGCAACUUCUGCCACUAAGACAUGGGUGUGCCACGGUGGGGACGGGGGUGGCCACUGAGGCCGAUUGCCCCCUCCAUCACCCCGGCUCAAACACCCUGCCCCUCUCUCCGAAGCCCCCCCCCCCCCCCCCCACACAACACCAGAGAAGUGGAAUCCAUUACUCAGAGGGCAUUAUCAAUACCCACCCUCCACCCUCACCACCCCCUCAAACUCUCCUCCCCAACACUUCAGCAGUAGCCCAUAGAUAUAAUCCACAUUAUUCACAUAUUCAGUGAUAGAGCCUGCACAUAGUCCAAACCAGUAGGAAUAUCUUUAGUAGUGCGUAUGUAUCUGUGUUGUUGUUUUAGGGUGAAUUUGUGAGAGCAGUAGCCGCAACCGUCCACAUCAGCCAUUUAUUUUCCCUUUACGAAUGACUCCAUUACUACUUUUUGUUUUUAGUUUACUCCCACCAGACCACUCUUGGAGAUAGUAAGUCAGUAAGCAUACUCUAUAAUGACUUUUAAUGAUGUCAGAAGCAAGCUUCGCUUUCGUCGUUUGCUCAAAUGUCUCACACACCGUAAUGUACGUAGUCUAGCUGCAGGCUCUUCCACAGUGAGAGGUGCAUAGGAUUAGCAUGGAAAAUAGAGAUCUUUUAAAUGCACUGUUUCUCCGUUAUGUACCAUAGAAGGCUAACCGGAUGUUUAAGCUGGUUUCUUUCCCUUGGUGCUGUAGUGAAAUGGAGUGGAGGCACUAGGUGGUGGCAGCCUGACUAAUAUAAGGCAGCCCUGCUCGUAAACAUGAUCAUUUUUGGUCUGCGUAUUCACGUAUCAUGCAUUUUACUAUCAGUGACUUGUUAUGAAGUGAGAGCAUAUAUCCAUCUGAAGGUGAUCAAAAUGAUGGUGACUUUGAUUAUGUAUGUACUGCCAUGUGCCAGAGAGUGAUCAGAGAGGCAUUGAAAAGCACUUCAGUGUUAGACUGCAAGAGAGUGUGGAUGGGCACUGGGUAUCCAUAGGACAUCUCACAUCCUUUAUUUGCUUUUUUUUUGGGAAGAGAAAAUAUUUGCUUUUGAGGUCACAAGCUGAAUUAUUAUUAUUCUUUUAAGAUGAAACCUCAAAUAAUUGGGUUGGAUACACCAAGGUGGUGUGUGAGUAAGGCUGGUAAAAACAAUCUUGAAUGUCUUUAAUGUUCACGACAUUUCACAGAUGAAAAAACUCAGUUGAGUCCUUAACAGUAAUAAAGGCAUAGAAAUAGCCGGCUAUUUAAUCAGCGCACACCACAUGUUAAAGAGGGUUAAAAAAAAGCAUGUAGAGGAAGGUGAGAGUGGGGAAUGCCACAAAGUAAAGAUGUCUUUGAUAAUGAUUUUGAACGAUUAUGGUUUACAUCACCAUGCAGUGGGUGGAAACAGUAAGAGUAACUAGUAAGUCAUGCAGCCUUCAUGCAGCUGAUGGUUGAAAGGAUGUUUUUUUUUCUCCACACUUGCAAACAUUCCCAUCAGCACAAUAACAGAUUGUUACCUGCAGUGCCAUAGCACAAAAUGAUGGGAGAUCAGUCCUUACAAGACAAUUCUAGUCAGUGAAUGUAUGGAAUACACUGUCCCUCUACCUGUGACGAUGACCACCACAGGCCUAAACCAGUAUGUUGCUGUGGGCCGGAUGCUGCAUUAUAGGCUGCAGGGUAUGAUGGAGAUAUAGAAGGUCGAGGAUGGAAUUGAGGGUGACUCUUUAUUUUGUUUUGUUAUUUCGUUUUUUUUUACAUCAUGAUUAUUCUUUAGGAUUUGACCUAUUUAUGACUAUGGAGACUGGUGCUUAUCCUGCCCUCUAGCUGUUGAAACGUGCACCUUCAGUGCAUACUUUUCCUUUGUUGUAACCGAGGUCUUGGUGCAGGCAGCCUCACAACUCGGAAGAAACUGCCUUACGACAACAACAAUUGCAGUUCUGCAUAGUCCAAGAAAUCACAUUUAUUGCACCUAAAAGCAAAUUCUCAGAAGGAGGAAAAAACAACAUCAGGUGGUACCUUUCAAACACUUCAGAAAUAAGUCAUAACAUCACCAUUCAUGACUAACUCAUUUCGUCUCUCUCCUGAGGAGAAAUCACAAUUGUGGGCUUACUGUCGUCCAUGUUUGCUAUGUAUGCAUUACCUCAACGUUAUACAGCCGAGCUUUGGUGCAAAGCUACUGCAGUCUGUCUGAUGGGGUUGCAGAUUGUGGACGCAUCACGUAUGAACAGACUCUAGGCUCCUCUCUAUACCAUUAUCCACCAGUGUUAUGUACUCCCUCUCCCAUACACACACACCCCAGUAAACCCCCACCCACCCCCACCCACCCGCAUCUCCCUGCUCCCUUACUUAGCAGACCUAUGUGUGCUGUGACAACUGUCCACCACAUGGGAGAGCUAUACAGCGUAUACAUGUGUGUACAAUAAUAACAAUUAGACUAAUCAUGGUGCUGAGGUAUAUGAGUCUAUAUACUAAAAAAAAAACCUUUGUAAAUUAUUUCGAGAAGUGGAUGUACGUUUGCACUGUCUAACAUUUUAAAAUGGUGAGUCGACAAAUUGUACGUAGGCGUGUGUGCGAGUGGCGUGCUGAAUGUGUUACAAAUGCCUGUGUGGGAUGUCAAGACCUGUGAGUGAGCAAAAUGGUAUGCUGAGAUGCACGACUUAAGAUAAAAACAAAAAAAGAGUUAUGGUAUAGUAAUUUAUUUUUCAUGUUCAUGUAAAUAAUUCACUGCGUCAUACAGUUUGAUGUCACUGCUUUUUUGUUUUUCUUUUCUUUUUUUUGACCGCUCACAUCCCCUGUGAUUUCUCAGCUCCGCUUGCUGAAGUAUGAAUUGUAAACUGAGGCCUUCUUUUAGAGCAGAUUGUCUAUGUUCUCCCGGGCACUAUAUUACUUCUCUGUGUGUAAUGAGUGUGUGGUAUGAAUUUACUCAAAAUCCUCCCUUGUGUAUGUUCUUAUUUCUUUGUUUUGUUCUUCAUUUUAAUUUGCAGACAGAUUAGAUUGUUGGGUUGGUACCUGUCUGUUGUUACACCAACACCCCCUGAAUGGGCAGAGUGAUGCUGAUUUAAAAGGAAAAAAAAGAUUUAUUUUUGUUUAUUUAGACUUUGCUUGUUAUGAUUGUGUGCAUGUUAUAUUCAGUUUGCUUCACCUCUGUUUCAGUGUCUUUUUAAUCUCAUGCUUAACACCCUCCUUUCUGUUAGCUGUCAACCAAUGUUAUAACAGAACGAAAUAUGAACUUUAAAAAAUAAUAUAAAAUUAUAUACAUAUAUAAUAUCUAUAUAUAUUUGCCCAUUUAUUUUGUUGACCAUAUGUAUCCUAUGAUUUGGCCGUGUGGAGAAUGUGGUGUAUGUGACUCAACAGUGAAUCCUGAAUCUAGAAGUAAAAUCAAACGAUCGUCAAGAUCCUCACCCUAUGGGAGUUCUCAGCAGUGGAUCCCUUCUAGUGAUCAAGUGAUCCUCUCCUCCCUCCUAUUGGCCCUUAUUUUAGCCCAAUGGGGUGCCUGUCAGUCAGAGAUCAGGGACAAUAUUUCUGGGAUUUUACCACUACCUAGUAUGUGUCAUAAUGAACCACCAAUCAGAGAAGGGGAGGUCGCUUAGAUCCACUAGAUCCAAUGGGAUCCACUGCCACAUUGUUUCUCUUGCUCAUUCUGCUUUCCUUACUACGUAUGUGGCUAUGUUCCCUGUUGUUGGUGUCAAGGGUUCAUGAGGGCUUGUUAGCCUCCAUGUGAAGAGAGUAGACAUUGGGGACUGUAGAUACGUGAGUGUGAGUGUAUUUUGUGUGUACGUACAGUAUGUUUGUUUUUAGCCAGUGUGUUUGUUGGGGGGUCCGGGGAUAGAUAUUGAUUUUAAAAGUAUAUGCUGUUAUGAACCAUGAAAAAAAAACAACAAAA
Engraulis encrasicolus (European anchovy) is the source of this 5567-nucleotide messenger RNA. RefSeq lists its product as uncharacterized. The record is from RefSeq and is a predicted model, not a curated record. The coding region runs from base 617 to 1726 and encodes 369 amino acids. Gene Ontology annotation, cellular component: nucleus; autophagosome. Gene Ontology annotation, biological process: autophagosome assembly; positive regulation of DNA-templated transcription. Lineage: Eukaryota; Metazoa; Chordata; Actinopteri; Clupeiformes; Engraulidae. The transcript is spliced from 4 exons.